Molecule: messenger RNA, 1646 nt
Organism: Nomascus leucogenys (northern white-cheeked gibbon)
Lineage: Eukaryota; Metazoa; Chordata; Mammalia; Primates; Hylobatidae
Product: ferritin heavy chain-like
Exons: 3
Coding region: 946-1497 (183 amino acids)
Biological process (GO): intracellular iron ion homeostasis; iron ion transport
Cellular component (GO): cytoplasm
Molecular function (GO): ferrous iron binding; ferric iron binding
Source: RefSeq, a predicted model, not a curated record
GGAAUCAUCAUCCAGGGACGUGCCAGAAACCACAAGAAAACAUGGGGAGGGUUUUCCUCACGGGAGAAAAAGCCAAUUCCAUAUUAAAACGCUACCCAAGAGCUAAUGGGUUUUUUGAAGAAAUAAGACAGGGCAACAUUGAGCGUGAGUGCAAAGAAGAAUUCUGUACAUUUGAAGAAGCAAGAGAAGCUUUUGAAAAUAAUGAAAAAACUGGUCUUGUUCUGUUGCCAAGGCUGGAGUGCAGCUGUGAACAUGGCUCAUUGCAGCCUCAACUUCCUGUGCUCAAGUGAUCCUCCCAUCUCAGCCUCCCAAGUAGCUGGGAACCACGGGUGCAUGCCACCAUGCCUGACUAAUUAAAAAAAAAAUUUGUUUGCAGACAAGGUCCCACCAUGUUGCCUAGGCUGGUCUCAAACUCCUGGACUCAAGUGAUCCUCCUACCUUGGCCUCCCAAAGUGCUGGGAUUUAUAGAUGUAAGACACCAUGCCCGGCCAUCUAUUUUAAAAUAUUUAAACUCAAGGCAAACUCUAGACAAAACAGAACUAAAUCUGGAAGGAGCUAUAAUACCAGAAACAGAAGAGAAUGUUACCAAAAAUAUCAAAUUGAUAUUCUCAGAAUUUAAGAAAACAAUAGGUUUAUAAAAUGAGAAGAAGCUAUUACAGAGGGGACCAAUUAGGGGAUAAGAGAAAGUCCUUGGACAUUAGAAAUGUUACUGCAAAACUAAAAACUGGACACAGGUCAGACAGUGCAGAGUUCACUGGGUUGCACACGGAACAUAGUACUCAUUCUCCUCCCUGCCCACUUCCACUGAAAAGGAAUGCAUCCCUCCCCAGAUAAUGGACCCAAAUACCCACUUCCAGCCCUUUCCGCCAUUAGCCAUCCACCUUCAGCCAGCCACUACCACCACAGCUCCCGCCUGCCUGCUCACCACGCCCCAAGGUGCCUGCCAUGGCCACCACCCCAGUGUUGCAGGUGCGUCAGAAUUACCACCCCAACUGCGAGGCCGCUGUCAACAACCACGUCAACCUGGAGUUCCACGCCUCCUACGUGUACCUCUCCAUGGCCUUCUACUUCGACCGGGACAAUGCGGCCCUGGAGCCCUUUAGCCGCUACUUCCUGCGCCAGUUGCACAAGAAGAGGGAGCACGUCCAGGAGCUAAUGAGGCUGCAGAACCAGCACGGUGGCUGCAUCUGCUUUCACGACAUCAGGAAACCAGAGCAUCAAGACUGGGAGAGCAGGCUCAAGGCCAUGGAGUGCACCUUCCACCUGGAGAAGAGUGUCAACCAGAGCCUCCUGGAGCUGCACCAGCUGGCCAUGGAGAAAGGUGACCCCCAGCUAUGCGACUUCCUGGAGAGCCACUUCCUGAACCAGCAGGUCAAGGCCAUCAAAGAGCUAGGUGACUACCUGAGCAACCUGUGCAAGACGUGGGCCCCAGAAGCAGGCCUGGCAGAGUACCUGUUUGACAAGCUCACCCUGGGCAGCAGCGAGGAAGACACCUGAGCCAAGAUGGGCCCCACAGCCACGGUGUGCCUUCCCUGGGUCAGGCCACCAGGUGGGGCAUACAUGUUGCCCUUUCAGAACGUUCUCUUCAGUUUUUUUCCUUUCAGUGUUACCAUUAUUGGCAAUAAAGUUAUCUGUUCUCAAAGCAA